This is a messenger RNA of Diatraea saccharalis (sugarcane borer), 1588 nucleotides long. The record is from the annotation of a GenBank genome assembly. Lineage: Eukaryota; Metazoa; Arthropoda; Insecta; Lepidoptera; Crambidae.
GACAACAAGAUAGGUUAUUAAUACCUACUAAGCCUGUAGUUAUUAAUCUAUACAGUUUCAUAAUUAUUUCGAACUUUUCUAAUUCCAUGCUGUUAAAGUGGUGAGGAUGAACGAGCCUAGUUCGUUUGGCUAUCAAGAGGAGGUGCCGGGUCAGGCGCCUGUUGCCCCCAGCGGGCCGGCUUACCCGGGGCAGUACAAGUUCUCGCCAGAUGAACUGCGCGUGCUGAGUGAAUGUAACCGCGAGAGCUUCUACCAACGUUCCAUGCCUCUGGGAACGCUGUUAGGUCUUGGUGCUUUUGCAGCGGUACAGAGUGGCCACUUGAAACCGAAUCCACGUUUCGGUGCAUUCCCGAAAGUGACGCUAGCGGUCAUUGUGGGCUACUUUGUGGGCAAAAUAUCAUACCAACAGGCGUGCGCUGAGAAGCUGAUGGCAUUGCCCGGUAGCUACAUCGGUCAACUGCUGCGGGACCGGCGUGAUGGGAAAGUGACAGCCCCGCCGAUGUCGAAGCCGCCAUCGUCAAUGUUGGGCGCAGGUCCAAAUGAUAUCUACUCGGAUGCGGGCCCUGGUAAUUCCCUGGACCUUGAUACGGACCGUCCGAUCUUCGACGACUCUUAUCGUCCAGAUACAGGAGUUAUCUCUGGCGAGUCACCAGUUGCGCGCCCUACAUCGCCAAUGUUGUCCUAUGACGAGUUGCGCCGGCGCAACCGCGGCGACCACGCCGAUGCUAAGCAAGACCCAUACAGAAUGGAUCCGUCAAUGACACCACCCAUAGCAAGACCCCGUCCUCCACCUUCAGCCGCGUCCCCUCACACCAACAAGUAUGGUGACGUCAUCGACUAGACCACCGACUGGACCACGGCCUAAUGUACGCCACAUUCCCAUUAUGACAAAAAAAAAAACUUAAAUUCGGUAAAUAUGGUGUAAUAUACAAAAAAUGCAAUUUUGACAGUAGUUAUAAAUAAUGUUUUGCCUUUACAAUUUUAUCGAGUUAAUGCUAAAUUUUAAUGAAAUCAUAAAUCGACAUAACAGGAAUAUGGCAUACAGGAAAUAAAAAAUUCGUGUCGCCAUCACAUGCACACCAGUAUUCGUAAUAUUAGGGAUAAAACUAAAUAUAUCAUAGUAAAAUCAAAUAUAAUUGUUAUACAAUUAUUGAAUUGUUACACCAAAACUGGUAUCUUGUCACUUAAUGAAAUUCUCCUCGCACUUGUUAAGAAGCAAAAUUUGAUUUUGAUAAUUUUAAAUGUAGUGGACAGGUGUAAUUAAAAUUUUAUUUCGUGACAAGUUCGUUUGACUUAUUUCUCGUUGUCACUAAACUAAUGAUGGCAACGGGAAAUAUAGUGGAACGUAUCACACUAGUCUUAGUAGCUGGCAUUUUAUUUUCAACAUAUAAAAAUGUUGCCAAACUAAAAUGUGUCAUCCCGGCACACAGAUAAUUACACUAAGACUUCUCAGUGGUCACUAAGCCUCCUAAGUACAAUCAUCGAUAAAAACCGCUGAUAUGGUAGAGCGCGGGCGGCACGAAACGCAUUUGUAUUAAUACAAUCAUGUAAUAAUUUGUUAAUAUUUGAAUAAAGUAGUUAAGAGUUA